This is a messenger RNA of Pyricularia pennisetigena, 387 nucleotides long. RefSeq lists its product as uncharacterized. NCBI's taxonomy places the organism in Eukaryota, Fungi, Ascomycota, Sordariomycetes, Magnaporthales, Pyriculariaceae. Bases 1 to 387 code for a protein of 128 amino acids. The transcript has 2 exons. The record is from RefSeq and is a predicted model, not a curated record.
AUGGGCGAUAACCCGGACAAGGCCAUGAUAGAUUGGUACAAACCUUGUCGCGUUGGAAAGUUCUACCGCGGCUUUCUGAACAUCCUCAAACUUGACAAUAUGCUCAACCUCGCUGAUGUGACCAAAAACCACGGGGCGAACUUUGGCAUGAACAAACAUUUUGCAAAGACCACGAACAUUAACGCGAUCAUGCCCGCGCCCGUAGCCACGAGCGCCCACUCGUUUGCCAGCAUGGGCUUACCCAACCAUGCGGACUUUAGCAUGACCAACGGCCAAACUCGGAACCAGGGCAUCGGCGCAAAUUCGUUUGUAUCCAACGACAAACCAGUCUCAGACCAAGCACGCGGGGCCGCCCAUGGCUGGGGAGGAGCUAGAAAGGGCGGAUGA